CAGGAAUGAGCUCACCAUUUGCGCCGUAUCUGCCCUCCUCCAGCUCCCUCUCGAUCUGCCAGCCGUGCUUGUAGUCGGACCUGUCGUGAAGGAACUUGCAGCUGUCUGAGACAACAACGGCAAAGGUGAAAGGUCUCUCACGCCAGCUAAUUUCAUGGUCUCCUUUACCUCCGAAACCGCAGAAGCCGGUCUCCUUGUAGUCUUUGCAGAUGUCUGGCUGAUAGUCCCACCUGACUGUGGCUCGCAGGUGUUCCGGAGCUCGAAUCGGGCCUUUCCUGUUUAUAGGAGAAAAGGGGGAGGCGCUUCAGCAGCAGCGGCAUCUCCAGCUCUGCCGCCGAGGACCGCGCCUGCUCUUCGGACUCAGAACCCCGGCGGAGGGAGGGGUCGUGGCCUGGGCGCGGACAGCCGGAGAGGCCCCGCUUGCGCCGCCGCUGGGUGGAUGGAGCCCGGCUGCGUGCACACAGCAAUGGCUAUGGGUCUGACAUCGAAAAAGGCGUCUGUCCGGAGCGUCGGCGUGGAGAGAAAAAACCUCAUCACGGUGUGCAGAUUCUCAGUCAAGACUCUUCUGGAGAAAUACACCGCCGAGCCCAUCGACGACUCGGCAGAGGAGUUCAUCAACUUUGCCGCCAUCUUGGAGCACAUCCUCAGCCACCGUUUUAAAGGCUCGGGCAGCUGGUUCACCUCGGAAGGACAGCGCAGCUUCUGGGAGUACGUGCGACUGGCGUGCAGCAAGGUGCAGAACAACUGCAUCGCCAGCAUCGAGAACAUCGAGAACAUCAGCACGUCCCGAGCCAAGGGUCGAGCAUGGAUUCGAGUGGCGCUGAUGGAGAAACGUCUGUCGGAGUAUGUGUCCACCGCCCUGAGGGACACCAGAACAACCAGGAGGUUUUAUGACGACGGCGCCAUCAUGCUGAGAGAGGAGGCCACCGUCCUGACCGGCAUGCUGAUAGGCCUGAGCGCCAUCGACUUCAGUUUCUGCUUGAAGGGGGAAACGUUGGAUGGAAAAUCCCCGGCUGUGAUCGACUACACUCCUUACCUGAAGUUCACCCAAAGCUACGACUGUCUAAGCGACGACGAGGACCGGCGAAGCGUGGACAGCAGCAACAGCGAGGAGAGCGUCCCCGAGCACCCUUACGUCCCGCUGGUGACCGACGAGGAGAGCUGGAGCAACAAGUGUCGCAAGAUGGAGCAACGGUUCAAGAUCGUCUACGCCCAGAAGGGCUACCUGGAGGAGCUGGUGCGGCUGCGCGAGUCGCAGCUGAAGAACGUGGAGACGGAGAACAAGCGUCUGCGGGCCAAAAUGGACGAGCUGGCGGUGCAGGGUCAGCGCGAGAAGAAGGAGCUGGAGGCCGUCGUGCUGGAGCUGCAGGCUCAGCUCUCCUCCCUCAUGCCCCGUGACUCCUCCCACUUGGGGAAAAACCUCUCCAUCCCGCUCAUCAGCCAGUGGUCCACCGUUACUAACAACCAGAGCAACAUCAAGCUCUUCCGCAGGAGGAGUUUCCACAGUUUGGAGCAACUUUACGCCGACGUCAGCCUGAACUCGGACUCGCAAAGGACCGACGAGAGGCACAAUGGUGACGCCACCUGGACCUCAGCAGGGAAGGACACUACCCCCUCCAUGUUGGGUUUGUGCGGCUCGUUGGCGUCCUUGCCCAGCUCCAAGUCCCUGACCAGUCUCAAGUCCAGCGAGUGUUUGGUGAACAUCAGUGCAGAGCCCAGCCCCGCGCUGUCCCCGAGCUAAGAGCCGCCCUCCAACCCCCGCUACCUGGUGAUGCUGUCCCCCCCCCCACCUCUCUGUGAAUGUACAGCAGGAACUCCGAUCUUCACCCUCGCACACUCUCCCGCCUUCUUGCCACGCAACACAACCCAAACAUGGGGGCCCGUCCUCUUCUCACCCGUCGAUCGGAACCAGGACAACAGCUAUGGAUUCCUCGCCACAAACUGUUGCAGUACAACCCCUUGCUCAUCCUCUCCCUUUCUACGCUUCGACUUGGAAAUGAUCAUUCUUUGUUGUGUUGCAAUAAACUGCCUUUUUACAUGACGUGUGUUUCUGUG
Nerophis ophidion (straightnose pipefish) is the source of this 2055-nucleotide messenger RNA. RefSeq names its product RUN domain containing 3Aa (gene rundc3aa). NCBI's taxonomy places the organism in Eukaryota, Metazoa, Chordata, Actinopteri, Syngnathiformes, Syngnathidae. Gene Ontology annotation, cellular component: cytosol. The record is from RefSeq and is a predicted model, not a curated record. The transcript has 12 exons. The coding region runs from base 155 to 1741 and encodes 528 amino acids.